AUGCCUCCCGUUCCCGCUCAGCGAAGAGCUCUACCCCAUGAAGAACCGGCUCUCUCGGACGAAGAUGUCGGCUUCCUCUUUCAAGUCAUCACCAGCGCGGAGCGCUAUCCGGACGCCGAUCGCCUACCAUAUAGAGUGCUGUUCAAAGCAUAUGAUGAGGCAGUCGCGGAGCAUGGUCCGCAGGCGGACCCAGGAUUGGCCCUCAUGCGCUUCCUGUUCAAGAUGGGAAGCAAGGAUGUCAGAGGGGAUACCCUGUUCGAGCGGUUUGAGAAUCUGCUACAGCAAAGGGGCAUCGUGAUUGAGCUUGGUAACGAGGAAAAUGAUGCAGAUACUUACACUGAUAAUGUCUCUUUCUCCGAUGCUCAGCCCAGAACGAGGCCCGAAGCGAUCCCGAUGGAGAACACGACUCAAACCAUCGACCUGCCUCGGCCACGACGAGCGUCCUUCAAUUCAAUGUACGAUGUUGGGGGCGAUCCAACUACUCGGAGUUUUAUCAAUCGUCCGAGCUCGCGCUCCUCGUUGUCACGACUGCAAAUUGGCAAGCCCGAGUUCGAGUUUUCAACUGUGGCGGAUAGCAGAGGAGCCGAGUCGACCGAUAGGACGCAACUGAUUGCACAGUUCAUGGAUGUUGGACGUCGGCUGAUCAGCAAAAUGGAUUCUUUCCAAUCGGCGAGGAAACGGUCUGAAGAAUUCUCAUCUGCUGUCAAGCAAGACCGUUCGAAGCGCAUGGCAGGCGCUUCCCGAGCCAAAGUAUCUAAGCCCCGUAGCGUGAGCUCUGGAAGCUCAGACGGAGACCUUGGGGACGAAGAGGAGGAGGGAGGGGAGGAUCUGUCGUUGGGUUCGCAGGAUGCCGAGCCCUUCGCAAAACCAGAUUUACCACCAGAGAUGCUCUACCGCCCUUCCUUAUCCGAUCUAUUGAGGGAUGCCUCUACGUUCAACAUGUAUCGACAGCGGGCAAUCAACAGACGAAUUCUCACGCAAUGGAUGAAAAAAUGUGCUCAGGCACGCCAGGCUCAUCAGAACAUGGAGAUGGUUGCCGUCAACAGGGAUAGGGUCACUCUUCUUCGGCAGGCUUUCGGCACUUGGAACACUAUCAUUCGGAACAAAAGACAGGUGGCUAGAACGGAGAGAUUCUUCAAGCACUUGGAAGAGCGCGCCGCUCGGGCUCGAGAUUUAUACUUGUUGACAAAAGCUUUUACCCACUGGGCUGCCGUUGCUUCAGAUGAACUGGAAAGAACAACUGCGGCUCGACGUCAUCUCCUCGGUGUCAAGUACUUCAAUGCAUGGCGUGAAAUAACCGCAGUUAAUGUUCUCAAAGCUCAGCGAUUCGCGUUGCACCGGCCUCUACAGGCUUUGAAGAGAAAGGUUGAUCAUGUCAAAAGCCUAGAGGCACAGGCCGUUCUCCAUCAUGAUUCAAAGCUGAAACACGGUUUCUACUGGCAAUGGUUCUGGAGUCUCUGUGAUAGACGUGCUCCUAGAUGGCACGAUUAUUGCGUAAAGAGGCGGGCCCUGCUCUCUUGGCUGCGAACCUUUAGAACAAACAGAGAGCGUCUCCACGAGAUUGAGAUGAAUAACAAGCAUUCCGUGCUGAGAUCUGCUUUGCAGACCUUGUCUGCAAGGUCCAAAGCAAUCGUAUCCGCUGAACAGAAUGCCGUAUCCAUGCAGCGACACCGCGUCUUACAGAGUUCUUUCGACGAAUGGAAGGUCCAAGCCCGUCUAGCACCAGCUGCUUCCCGUGUCGCAGAUACGGCUGAUAUUCAUAUUCUACACUCAGCAUACAGUCAAUGGGUGAAACGUAUCGACAUGCUUAACCAAGCAAGGGAAUUGGAUCGGCGCAGGAUUAUGCGGAAUUCGUGGGUUGCGUGGAACGAUACGCUGCGCUGUCAGGCGCUCAACGCACGCAUUGAAGAGCGCUUGAAGAUUGAGACCAUGUAUAAAUGGAUACUGGUGGAGCGGUUCCACCUCAUGCAACGAAUCCGUGAACAGCGAAUCAAACGAGAAGUUUUUUCUACGUUUGUGACGAAUAUUCGUGAGACAUACACGCAACUGCUCUAUCACGCCGAUAACUAUGAAGAUCGUCGUAAUGACGACUUGCUGCGGACCAAGCUCGAUUCCUGGCGGAACCGGCUGGCUCUUCAACAUCAGCGCGAAGAUAUGGCAUUUGAAUUCUACGCCCCGCGCCUUGUGCAAGAAUCCCUUGUGGCAUGGAGGUCAAAGCUCCAACAUACGGCAAAACUGGAGGAGUGGUCCCGCGACGCUAGCUUCUAUUUUGCUGCGACUCGCACAUUGAAACGCUGGCAUGCUGCAACACUGGACUCUGCUAAACGCCGUCGCCAGGAAUCUUACGCAAGAGUUCGACGGUUGAUCAAGGUCAACCUUGCCUCAAAGGCCUUCUCAGCUUGGCGGUCCAGAGCACAUGAUGUUGUUGAGAUGGAGCAGCAAGCCGUGCAGCUAGACAGAGGAAAAUCGCUAGACAUUGCAUCAGAACUGCUGGAUCAGUGGCACGAGAGAACUGCAAAACAACUGCACGAAUGCGAGGAUGCCGACAUCUCCUAUUUCAAAAAAAUUGCUUACAGCCAGCUGAUACGAUGGGCUGAGGGUGUGGUCGAGUCCCGUCAGUUGGAGGAGCAGGCAAUUAGUGUGUAUCGGCUUCAUCUACUCGGCCAGGCCAAUGCCUCACUUCGCAAGCUGAGUUUCCGCAUAUUUCAGAUUCAUAGCAACGCCGAAACUGCUGAUGCCAUGAAGGAACGCAAUCUUAGGAAGCACUCGAGGGGGAUGUUCCGCCUUUGGGUGGAUAAAGCGAGGAUGAGUCUUGAGGCUCGUGAUUCUCCGGGACCCUUGAUGAGUCCUACGAGGAACCUCAGCCGUGCUGCUACGAGUGGCACAGAACCAUCCAUCUUCGACCCUUGGCACGUCGAGACCCCGUUCAAGCUUAAUGACUUUGUCCCCGAGCUCCAACCCACGUCCGCGACUCCACUAGCCACGCCCAACUUCAUGACUUCACCGUCUAGGCGUGCAGCAAGGGCGCGAGCGCUAGCGCGAGCUUCUACAACUCCAGCAACGCCGCUCCAAACGCCGUUUGCCAGCCGACUUUUGCGAGAGGGGGUUUCUAUACCAACCACAUCGAGCCGACCAAAUCGUAGCGGACGCCGGACGCCGUUGACCACGAGUGUUAGGUUCGCUGACCAGGAUCCUGAGUCGCCCACCAAUGGUAGGGGAUCGUCCAACCGACGGCCAUAA
This is a messenger RNA of Aspergillus calidoustus, 3240 nucleotides long. The record is from the annotation of a GenBank genome assembly. NCBI's taxonomy places the organism in Eukaryota, Fungi, Ascomycota, Eurotiomycetes, Eurotiales, Aspergillaceae.